AUGCAAAGAGAAGUGCUAGAGGGUUCAAAGGAGAUGAUAAGAGAUGCAAUUAUUCGAAAGCUUGACAUCAAAAUCAUGUUAUCUUCUUCAAACACAUUCCGUAUUACAGAGUUUGGAUGUUCGGUUGGACCAAACACUUUUAGCGCAAUGCAACAUGUUGUAGAAGCUGUAAAGGACAAGGCAUACAAUAAUCAUCAGUUCACUAAUAAUAUUCCUGAAUUCCAAGUUUUUUUCAAUGAUCAUGUCACAAACGAUUUCAACACCCUCUUUCAAUCACUACCGGUCGAUAAAUCCUACUAUGCAUCAGGAGUUCCAGGAUCUUUCCAUGGUAGAUUAUUGCCAUCGCGAUCGAUACAUUCUGCACAUUCUUCUUGUACUAUACAUUGGUUAUCUAAGUGUCCAGAAGAGUUGUUAGAUGACAAAUCCCCAGCAUGGAAUAAGGGAUUGAUUUAUUAUGUUGGUGCCUCAAAUAUUGAAGUGGUUAAUGCUUAUGUUGCUCAAUUUGAAAAAGACAUGGAAAUGUUCUUCACUGCAAGAGCUGAGGAGAUUGUUCCUGUAGGAAUGAUGGUUCUUGUUUCACCAUUUUCAGGCUAUAUACGUCUCAUGGGAUUUUUCGGUUCUAGUCUUAUGGAUUUGGUGAAUGAGGGAAUGCUAGAUGAAUCUCUAGUUGACUCAUUCAAUUUGCCAAUGUAUUUUCCCUCUCCUGAAGACAUGACCAAAGUGGUGGAGAGAAAUGGAUGUUUUAGCAUAGAGAUAAUAGAGUUGACAUAUCCAAAAUCAAAGCUUAUGGAUGAGUCUGAUGCAAAGACUUUAAUGAUAAACCUAAGGAGUUCUUUAGAAGGACUUUUAAUCAAUCAUUUUGGAAGUAAAAUUGCUGAAGAAGCUUGUGCAAGGACUAUUCUCAAAAGUGAAGAGAUUUCAGCCUGGAUGAAGGUUAAUUACGAGAAACCAAGCCAAUUAUUUAUCGUUUUGAAGCGUAAAUGA
Molecule: messenger RNA, 984 nt
Organism: Lycium ferocissimum
Lineage: Eukaryota; Viridiplantae; Streptophyta; Magnoliopsida; Solanales; Solanaceae
Product: loganic acid O-methyltransferase-like
Exons: 2
Coding region: 1-984 (327 amino acids)
Biological process (GO): methylation
Molecular function (GO): S-adenosylmethionine-dependent methyltransferase activity
Source: RefSeq, a predicted model, not a curated record